Messenger RNA from Pantherophis guttatus, 3103 nucleotides. Its product is annotated as zinc finger and SCAN domain-containing protein 31-like. The record is from RefSeq and is a predicted model, not a curated record. Lineage: Eukaryota; Metazoa; Chordata; Lepidosauria; Squamata; Colubridae.
UCCAGACCCGCCGUUUCCGUCUCUGGGGCUGGAAGCACCUGCGUCUUUCUCCCUCUCUCUUCGGGGCCGCUUGUGGGGCAGGAUCAUCCACCGGUUCUGCUGGGCGAGGAUCUCUUGGAGCCUCUUGGUAGAAGUUGUUUGUGGACCAAACUAUCUCAUACGUAAGGAAGGCUAGCUGGUGUACUGAGAUUUGUCCAGGGCAAUAUAAGUCCGGUGGAGAUCCAUUAGCCCGUUGCAUAUUCUUGGUCUUGGAGAUCCAAGCAAUUGUCAGCAUCUUUUGCACCUGGAUUAGAGAAUAGAGAAAAAAUGGAGGGACAACAGCCAUUAGAUGCAGAAGCUGGACAAAACUCUCCUGCUGCUCAGUUUGAGAGCUAUGUGGAGGUCAAGAUAAAAACUGAACCGGACUCAGACGAAGGAGAGGAAGAGUCUAUCAGCUCGGAGGUCCAGCGUGAAAACUUCAGGAAGGCGUAUUAUCAGGAGGCUGAGGGUCCCCAAGGACUUUGCAGCCGACUCCAUCACUUUUGCCAUCAGUGGUUGAAGCCAGAAAAACAUACAAAGGCACAGAUGCUGGACCUGAUUGUUCUGGAGCAGCUCCUGUUCCUUCUGCCCCCAGAGAUGCAGAGCUGGGUGCGGGAGCGUGGAGCAGAGACCAGCUCUCAGGCGGUGGCCCUGGCUGAAAGUUUCCUCCUGAGCCAGGUGGAGGUGAAGAAAGAGGAGGUUGAGCUGCCGGUCCAAACUCCUCUCUCGGGGGCCAUUCCUCAACAUCCGAAUGGAAAGAGCAACCCCUUAAAUCUUUCCCAGGAACUGCUUAUUUGGAAGAUCCCCCAGGAAAGUCCAAGUUUGAGCAUCUCACCAGUUGCCCUUAACAGGAUGAAAAGGCAACAGAAUUUUUCAGUAAGAAUCAGUAAGAAACCAAGAUGGGAAUCCGUUGUAUCAGAAUUGGCCUUGGAUAACAUAAAACAGUCACAAGCACAACAAGCCCAACAACUCCAACCACUCCAACUUGGAGAAAGCAGUCCGUCAGUUAUUGAAAUGAACAACGAUACCUCCAAAAUUGAAAACAGUCUUCCUGAAUGCUGGACAGUGCAACAAUAUAACAAUUUCAAAGAAAAAUAUGAGGGUUUGGAAGUUGUUAACAAAAAGCUAGGUUGCACGUAUUGCGAAAGACACGGCGUCCUAAAAAUGAAAAGUGUUCAUGUGUCAAAAGAAUGGAAACAUUUUCAGAUUGAGGCAUCAGGGAGAAACAGAGAGGUAAAGCAAGCUUCUCUAAGGAAAAAAAUGAAAGAACAUUUUUCAUCAAGAGCUCAUAAUAUUUGUAAAGAGAACAUAAAACAAUGUGAGGAGGUUUCAAUACCAAACUAUAUUAUGAAUGAAAAAUUUGAACAAACUACUUGUAGGGUAUUUAAUACAGUUUACAGCCUGGCACAAAGAAGUAAACCAUUUUCAGACAUAAAAGAGGAGAUGGAUUAGAUACGGGAAUGGGUUUACUUUCAAGUAAAACUGCAGUAAAAAUAGUAGAUUUCAUUGCAGAAGAAAUUAAAAAACAAUUAUUUAGUAAAAUUAUUGAAAAUAAUCCAAAAAUGUGCUUGAUUAUUGACGAAGCCUCAACAAUAUUUUGCAAACCAGUUGUGAUACUUUUCUUAAAAGUUGAGGAUUCAGAUACAUCACCAACGAUUUUCCUUGAGCUAAUUGAAUUGGAAAAACAAGAUGCAGAGACAAUAUAUUCUUCAGUUAUGCAAAGUUUAAAUAAUGUUGGGCUUACUAAGAACUACCUAAAAAAAAAUUUGAUAGGAUUUUGCUCCGAUGGCGCCAGCGUUAUGCUUGGGAGAAAAUCUGGAGUGAGCACUAGGAUAGCAAAAGAGUUUCCAAACAUAGUAAUCUGGCACUGUUUAAACCACCGCCUCCAACUUGUUUUAGAUGAUUCGAUAAAGGAAAUAAAGCAAGUAAAUCAUUUUAAAAUAUUUAUUGAUAAGAUAUAUACUAUUUUUCAUCAAUCCAAUAAGAACCAAAUUGAACUUACCAAAAUAUCUGAACAACUUGGAAUUGAAAUUAUAAAAAUUGGUAGUAUUUUGGGACCACGAUGGGCUGCCUGUAGUUUAAGGUCAACCCUACCUGUGUGGCACGCUUAUCCGGCGCUACAUCACUGUUUUCAUUCAAAUGAAAAGUACUUAGGUAUGGCUGCCCGUCUUGAAAAUAUCUAUUUUAUAACUGAUUUGGCAUUGAUGAUUGACAUUCUAGAUGAAAUUUCUCUUCUUUCAAAUGCACUGCAAGCAAAACAUGUAAACAUAAUAAAGGCUGAAGAACUUGUGAUAAGAUCUAUUAAAGCAUUUCAAAUGCUUCGAAAGGAAAAGGGUCCAUACGAAAAAAAAGUUGAUGGAUUAAUUACUUCAUAAUCCUUCAAAAAUAUAAAAUUUGUAAAAAAUCAUCGAUUUGUUAGGCUUCCUCGGGAAAGACUUUUAGAAAACAUCGUAACGAAUUUGAAGAAAAGGCUAAUGGAUUGUGAACAUUUAAAAACAGAUUGUAGCCAAUUUCAAGACAAAUAAAUUACAAUUUCUCAAAUUUUUGGAACCAGAUUAUUAGAAUAUUGAAGAAGUAGUAGUUCCAUGGAAAGCAGGUGAAGAACAAUUGCUUGUAUGUAAUGACAUUUUCAAUUACCAAAUUGAUAUUAAUGAUUAUCGAGAUUUUGUGAGAGAAACGUUUUUUAAAAUUCCCAGAACUAUGCAAUUCCUAAAAGUGUUCAAAGAGCUAAAAAUAUUGUCAGAACAAUUGCUGUAAAUUCAGCAGAAGCGGAAACGGGUUUUUCAAACAUGAACAUUAUAUGUUCAGAGAAGAGAAGUCACCUAAGUGUUUCUAAUAUAUCAAACAUAAUGACUAUUAGUCUAAUCGGCCUACCGCUAAAGGAAUGGGAUCCUACUCCUACAGUGGAAAAAUGGCUAAGGAUAAAUCACACGACCGAUGAUGCUCAAUUGAAAAUGAAAAAAAUUGCAAGUGAGGACGCCAAUCGAAAAGCAAUACGGAAAUAUCUUACGUAACAGUUCUAUUAGUUUUUGUCAGGUAUUAUGUAAUAGUUUUUCAGCAAUAUUUUAAAACUCUUAUAACAAAA